AUGAGGCAGCGUCAGAGAGUUACAAUUGUUGAAGAGCACAGUGGGCCUGAUGGGGUGACUAUGGAUCUUGAGAUGCAAUGGGAUGGUAACCCGAAUAUCGUUCUUGACAUUAAAACUCGAGUUGGUGUUCGACUUCCUGUACAUGUAAAAGAUAUUGGAUUCACCGGGGUUUUCAGGUUGAUCUUCAAACUACUAGUGAAUGAUUUCACUGGUUUCAGAGCGCUUUACCGGGGAUAUCUGAUGCUAUAG
Sphenostylis stenocarpa is the source of this 249-nucleotide messenger RNA. The record is from the annotation of a GenBank genome assembly. NCBI's taxonomy places the organism in Eukaryota, Viridiplantae, Streptophyta, Magnoliopsida, Fabales, Fabaceae.